Molecule: messenger RNA, 1541 nt
Organism: Salarias fasciatus (jewelled blenny)
Lineage: Eukaryota; Metazoa; Chordata; Actinopteri; Blenniiformes; Blenniidae
Product: arrestin domain-containing protein 2-like
Exons: 7
Coding region: 49-1182 (377 amino acids)
Biological process (GO): protein transport
Cellular component (GO): plasma membrane; cytoplasm
Source: RefSeq, a predicted model, not a curated record
UCGUCUCUGCUCCGUUGCCUCCGUGUGUCUCUGUCUGUGACUUAUGUCAUGUCGACCACCGUGAAAAGGCUCGAAGUUUCCUACAACCCCAUCAACCAGAACGACACUUUCACCAGCGGCGACGUGGUCUCCGGCCAUGUCACGCUGGAAGUGGUGAAGGAAUGUGAAAUUGAGUCGCUCUCAGUAAAGUUCAAGGGGAAAUCAGAAGUGUUGUGGUCGGAGAGGCACGGCCAGACCACCGUGGUGUACCACUCCAAAGACAAAUACUUCAGCAUCAAGCAUUACUUCAUCCAGGACAAGCAACAAAAAGUGAACAAUGAAGAAACCCUCCUUUUGAGCCAGAAUUCACAAACUUACAGCAAUGUUGUUCCCCCAGGAUGCCACGUCUAUCCAUUCACCUUUCAAGUGCCUCUCAAGGAGAUGCCGUCCUCCUUCAAAGGCUUUGCUGGUAAAAUCGUGUACUUGCUGGAAGCUAAGCUGAGCAGAUCAAUGAGGUUGAACAAGAAAAGUUCAACCAAGCUCAACUUUGUGUGUAAAACCAACCCGACCAGCGUUCCAGAGUUAAUGGCACCACAACAUGAGUCCAAGGAUAAGAAAAUGAAGUUUUUCAACUCAGGAACUGUGGCCAUGGACGUGAACCUAGAAAAAACAGGUUUUUGCCAAGGUGAAGGAUUAAGAGUCACGGCCCACAUUAACAACAGUUCAACCCGGGAUAUCAAGCCAAAGUACUGCAUUUACAGAAAGCACAGCUUCUUUGCAUGCGAGAAGAGAAAAGUCGACACCAGAGACCUCCUGAAGGAGGUGGGAGACCCCAUCCCUCCCUCUACGUCAACCAACGUGACCAGGGUGAUCACCAUCCCCCCCGACAUGGAGCCGUCCAUCCGCAACUGCAGCAACAUCAUGGUGGAGCACCGACUCAGGGUCUACCUUGAUGUCAAAUAUGCUUCAGACCCAGAGAUCAAAUUUCCCAUAGUCAUCCUGCAAGCCUCUGAGGCUUCUGCAGUGGCACUGCCUUCUGCUGCUGCUGGCCUUGGAUUUGAACCCUUUGGGACCCCGCAUCCUCAGCCGUUUGGUCUGGAGCCGCAACAGCCACCGGCAGCAAGCCAGUUCUCAGACGCUCCUCCUCCCUACGCGUCGUACGGAAUGUACCCUUCUGUGAAUGACUUGGGUAGUAAGUCCUAGUGACCGUACCAAGAAGACCCUUCUGCAUUUCAAACAGAAUCAGGAAAGAGUUACAAACAAUUCAUAUAUCAUUACAAAUGUUAUCAUUUUUAAAAUAUAGAAGUGAAAAAAGGUUACUGUUUAAACCGUAUCCAAAUUCCUGUUUUCUGAGUCCUGGAUGUUUGAGUAACUAUUUCUAUGUCCUUUUUAUUUCAUACCUUGAGAGAUUUAGUUUUUAAAUACCUAUUUUCAUAUUUUAAAAAGAUGCUAAAUAAACUAUGAAACACAAGUGCCUCAACUGAUAAAUGCAUAUGAAGUUUUUUGUUGUUUGAUGAAACUUGGUAUUUGUGUGACUUUCAAAUAAAUAUAAAUAAAAAAAA